Molecule: messenger RNA, 1368 nt
Organism: Calypte anna (Anna's hummingbird)
Lineage: Eukaryota; Metazoa; Chordata; Aves; Apodiformes; Trochilidae
Gene: PRPH2
Product: peripherin 2
Exons: 3
Coding region: 304-1368 (354 amino acids)
Biological process (GO): visual perception
Cellular component (GO): membrane
Source: RefSeq, a predicted model, not a curated record
AGAUCAAAUCAUUUGAAACCUCGAGACCGUUUCUCCUUUGCCUGGAAGGAACCACCAGAAAUAGUUGUAGGUGUUAAUUGCCCAUUAUUCUCAUUAAUGUGAAAUCGUUAAUAGGGAUCUUUUAAUAUUUUACUUGCUUGAAUCUAGACUGGAGGAGCUGAAGAUGGAAGCACCAUGCAGUGGCUCACUUCCCACCAUGCCCUUCGGGGUCUCCUCCAACGCCUGAAUGGUUCUGCCUCGAGUCUCUUACGCUGAGAAGAGGGGUCCAGGCAGCAAUAUUUUCCAAAAUCUCAUAUUACGAAGAUGGCAGUGCUGAAAGUCAAAUUCAAUCAGAAGAAACGGGUAAAACUAGCGCAGGGACUAUGGCUCAUGAACUGGUUUUCAGUGUUUGCUGGAAUCCUUGUUUUUAGCAUGGGAUUGUUCCUCAAAAUUGAACUCCGGAAGCGAAGUGAAGUGAUGGACAAUUCUGAAAGCCACUUUGUGCCCAAUUGUUUGAUAUUGGUGGGUAUAUUAUCCUGCGCCUUCAAUGGUUUUGCUGGCAAAAUUUGUCACGAUUCUCUGGAUCCCGCUAAAUUUGUCAAGUGGAAGCCUUUGCUGAAACCUUACCUGGCACUAUGUUUCAUCUUUAACAUACUCAUUUUCUUUGUUGCUCUGAUCUGCUUUCUCAUGCGGGGCUCUCUGGACAGCACGCUGGCUCAGGGGCUCAAGAAUGGCAUGAAGUUCUAUCGGGACACAGACACCCCCGGAAGAUGUUUCAUGAAGAAGACCAUUGACAUGCUCCAAAUUGAGUUCAAAUGCUGUGGGAACAAUGGCUACAAAGACUGGUUUGAAAUUCAGUGGAUCAGCAACAGAUAUCUGGACUUCAGCUCCAAGGAAGUGAAAGAUCGGAUCAAAAGCAACGUGGACGGGAGGUACCUGGUGGAUGGUGUCCCUUUCAGCUGCUGCAACCCCAGCUCCCCGAGACCCUGCAUCCAGUACCAGGUCACCAACAACUCAGCUCACUACAGCUAUGACUACCAAACAGAGGAGCUCAACCUCUGGCUCCGUGGCUGCCGGGAAGCCCUCCUGCACUACUACAGCAGCAUGAUGAGCUCCAUGGGUGCCAUCGUCCUACUCGUCUGGCUUUUUGAGAUGGCCGUGACUGUCGGCUUGCGUCUGCUGCACACCUCUCUGGAGAGCAUCGCAAAUCCUGAAGACCCUGAAUGCGAAAGUGAAGGUUGGGUCCUGGAGAACAGCCUGAAAGACACUUUGAGGUCUGCCCUGGAGAAUUUGAAAAAGAUUGGUAAGUUCAAUCAGGUGGAAGCAGAUGCCGAAGGGGGCGGAGGAGAGGACGGUGGGAAGACACAAACCGUCGCCACAGUCAGUUGA